AUGGCCCAAAACAAGAUUCUCUAUUCUGCAAAGCUCAACGAGAACAUGCGAAGAUCAGCUUACUUCAAGACAAACAAGAGAACCGUCAAAUCAAACAUCAUGCUGAAGUUUGUGACAAAGGCGAUGGAUAUCAAGCUUCAAGGUGAAGCUGAUUUCACGACUACUCUUGAAGAUCCGAUCAAACUGUUGAAACGUAUUGAACGAUUCAUGAAGAAGAGUGCUGAUGCUGAGUAUGAUUUCUUGGAUUUCUGGGAAGCAAAUCAAAAGUUCUUUGCUAUGAAGCAAGGAACAGAAGGAACAAUUCUUGAGACAGGCUGA
Messenger RNA from Cylindrotheca closterium, 318 nucleotides. NCBI's taxonomy places the organism in Eukaryota, Bacillariophyta, Bacillariophyceae, Bacillariales, Bacillariaceae. The record is from the annotation of a GenBank genome assembly.